Molecule: messenger RNA, 2098 nt
Organism: Neodiprion fabricii
Lineage: Eukaryota; Metazoa; Arthropoda; Insecta; Hymenoptera; Diprionidae
Gene: blw
Product: ATP synthase subunit alpha, mitochondrial
Exons: 8
Coding region: 96-1742 (548 amino acids)
Biological process (GO): proton transmembrane transport; proton motive force-driven ATP synthesis
Molecular function (GO): ADP binding; ATP binding; proton-transporting ATP synthase activity, rotational mechanism
Source: RefSeq, a predicted model, not a curated record
UGGGGUUAGAACCGAAGGUUCCUUCUGCUCGCCCCUGUCUUGACCGUUCUCCAUCUUUGGCUCCGUGGUACGGUCGACGGGCAUCGAAGACAGAAAUGGCUUUAUUAUCUCUACGUUUAGCUGCCUCCGCUGCGAGGCAGCUGCCUAACGCAACUGUUCAGGUCAACUGGCCAAUCAUCGGAUUUGCUGCUCGUAAAUAUCAUGUAUCAUGCAGUCGUCGCUCUGCCGAGAUCUCUUCCAUCUUGGAGGAACGCAUUCUUGGUGCUGCACCCAAAACAGACUUGGAAGAAACUGGUCGUGUAAUGAGUAUUGGUGAUGGUAUUGCCCGUGUUUACGGUCUGAAGAACAUCCAGGCUGAUGAGAUGGUGGAAUUCUCCUCUGGUCUGAAGGGUAUGGCCUUGAAUUUGGAGCCUGACAACGUUGGUGUUGUAGUAUUCGGUAAUGAUAGGCUGAUCAAGGAAGGAGACGUCGUCAAGCGUACUGGAGCCAUUGUUGACGUUCCUGUUGGAGAACAACUGCUAGGACGUGUAGUAGAUGCUUUGGGUAACGCCAUUGACGGCAAAGGAGCUAUUGACGGCAAACUCCGUUUCCGUAUUGGUACCAAAGCCCCUGGUAUCAUUCCCAGAGUUUCCGUACGUGAGCCUAUGCAGACUGGAAUUAAGGCUGUAGACUCGUUGGUACCAAUUGGUCGAGGUCAGCGUGAGUUGAUCAUUGGUGACAGGCAGACCGGAAAGACUGCUCUGGCCAUUGAUACCAUUAUCAAUCAACAACGAUUCAAUGCUGGUGCUGAUGAGAAGAAGAAGUUGUAUUGUAUCUACGUCGCCAUUGGUCAGAAGCGAUCUACUGUCGCCCAGAUUGUCAAGCGACUCACUGAUGCCGGUGCAAUCAAUUACACCAUUAUUGUUUCUGCCACUGCUUCUGACGCCGCCCCACUCCAGUACUUGGCUCCAUACUCUGGUUGCGCCAUGGGAGAGUUCUUUAGGGACAAUGGAAAACACGCUCUGAUCAUCUACGACGAUUUGUCGAAGCAAGCCGUUGCCUACCGUCAAAUGUCUCUACUUCUGAGGAGACCCCCUGGCCGUGAGGCUUACCCUGGUGAUGUAUUCUACCUCCACUCCCGUCUCUUGGAGAGAGCAGCCAAGAUGAGCGAGGCUCAUGGCGGAGGCUCACUUACGGCUCUUCCAGUCAUUGAAACUCAGGCUGGUGACGUAUCUGCUUACAUCCCAACCAAUGUCAUUUCCAUCACUGACGGUCAAAUCUUCUUGGAAACUGAAUUGUUCUACAAGGGUAUUCGCCCAGCCAUCAACGUCGGUCUCUCCGUGUCCCGUGUAGGUUCUGCUGCGCAGACCAAGGCGAUGAAACAGGUAGCCGGAUCUAUGAAGCUUGAGCUUGCGCAGUACCGUGAGGUGGCUGCUUUUGCCCAGUUUGGAUCUGACUUGGACGCUGCAACCCAACAGCUGUUGAACCGAGGUGUCAGACUCACAGAACUGCUGAAACAGGGGCAAUAUGUACCCAUGGCCAUUGAAGAGCAGGUAGCAGUUAUCUACUGUGGUGUCCGUGGAUACCUAGACAAAAUGGACCCAGCCAAAAUCACUGCCUUUGAGAAGGAAUUCCUCGCCCAUAUAAAGGCGAGUGAAAAGGAAUUGUUGGCGACCAUCGCAAAGGAGAACCACAUCAGUGAAGCUUCGGACGCGAAAUUGAAGAAGAUUGUCACAGACUUCCUGGCUUCUUUCGCCGCGUAGGUUAAUAUUCAACACCAGACAUCAGUUCAAAGCCAUCACUAGCUAAGUAACCACUCGUCUUAGGUUGCGCUCUGCAAAUAACUGGUCCAGAUACCGUGUACUUUUGUUCAUUUUUUAUAUGAAAAUACAUGUUAUUUGCGCCCUGUUGGCAGCCGGUAUUAAGAGAUUAGAUUUGUAAUAUAACUGAUCGAAAAAGGUUUAACGAGGAGCCAAUCCUGCGAGAACCAAGUGAAGAUACACAAGAAUUUGAUAAAAAAAAAAUAAUUCCACAUUCGAACGAUAGACAACACGAUAGUCAAACAAAUACAUACUGUACGUUACAUGUUGGACUUUAAUAAAAUGUAAAGUAUCCACUA